Knipowitschia caucasica is the source of this 1662-nucleotide messenger RNA. The record is from the annotation of a GenBank genome assembly. NCBI's taxonomy places the organism in Eukaryota, Metazoa, Chordata, Actinopteri, Gobiiformes, Gobiidae.
AUGGAUCCAGGGGAUAGCAUGUACCAGUCAGUGAGACCCAAGAGACAAGCACGACCCCCUCCUUGGUUACAAGACUAUGAAGUUGGUUAUGAGCCAGACCAGCCAAUAGAUGCAGCGCCAUAUCGCCGAGAACCCAGCCCUCCUCUCGCACGAAGCUUCGACGGGGAUGCUGCUCACACUGAGACGCCUCAGCUCGCCCCGAGUCGCUUCCGGAGGACCUCCAGAGAAUGGGACCACCAGCCCUCCCCUGUUCCUUUCACCUCUUACUCCUCUCCAUACCAUGAACAGAGUCAUCACAUGGAGAUUCGAGCUGUACAAGAGGAAAACGCUAAGUUACUCCAAUCUCAACAGCUGUUCCAGUCUGGUCUUCAUGAACUAAACAAAGCCCGGACCGAGAUGAAAGAGUUAAUAGAGGCUGCACGUCUACUGAAAACUGAAAUGCUCAAUUCACGUCCCCUGUACAGUCCAGUCAAACCGUUGCGUCCCACCAGCAGUGCAGCUCCAGUCACUUACCUCCCCCCUCAAGCAGAGUACCAGGGGGACUGCGAAUGGCCUGAUCCUCCACCUUGGCCCGAGCCUGAAGACAGUUACCAGCCUCAUGACCCGGCGUGGCCUCCACCCCCUCCCCCACAUCCCUACUUACCCACUAAGCCAAGCUGGAACCUGCAACCCGCUGUUAGGACACCGCCACUCAGCCAGCCUCUUACUCGUACAGCGCCACCUCGUGUAGCUGAGCCCCUCUACAGAGGCCCUCAACCCACAAUACCUAAGUUUAUAAACCCAGAUCCUAGUGAGUUUGCUAGACUUCGCAUAGCUUUAGAGAAUCUGCUCCCAGCUAACACAACCGAACUGUUCAGAUAUCAGAUACUAGUUGACCAUCUGAGGCUAGAAGAAGCUAGGCUUAUAGCAGAUGCUUAUUUAAACUCCUCCACCCCAUACACAGACACCAUGGCAGCCCUCCAUGAAAGGUUUGGCCAACCCCAUCAACUAGCUCUCCGGAAGAUAGCUAGCGUCCUUGAGGCCCCCGAAGUGCGAAGGGGGGACACAGCUGCUUUCCAGAAGUUCUCCCUGCAGAUUCAGUCUUUAGUUGGCCUCCUGCAGACCCUGGGCCCCGAGGGAGAUGUUGAGCUGAACUGUGGCUCACAUGUUGCACGUCUGUUAGGUACAGGUAACAGAGCCCUGCUGAAGAUUGCCCCUAUCCUUGUCCAUUACGGUGGCCGCACUAUAAACUCCUUCGCCAUCCUAGAUGAUGGGUCUGAAAGGUCCAUGCUGCUACCUGCAGCAGCCAAGGCUCUUGGCAUGAAGGGCACACCCGAAGACCUUCCACUGCGCACAGUUAGGCAGGAUAUUCAAGUCCUUAGCGGACGUCAGACACCUGGCCAGAAACACCCAGUACCCAACCACAGGAGGACACCACAGAGUUCCGGAAGUCGGUCUUCUGUGCCCUGGCCGUCACAGCAGGAACAGUUCAAGAAGUUUACAAGAGCUGGCAAGAGCUCAUUGAAGCCAAAGCUAGUAGCACCUGCGGACAAGCCCCCACCGCCGACGAGUACCAGCAAGCAGAAACGGCUGCGCUUCUGCAAAUGCAACAAGAGUCCUUUCCUGAAGACCAAAGGUUACUGGCAGCUGGGAAAUCAGUCCCUCCCAGCAGUCGCUUGCUAA